AUGCCCUUCGACACACCUACACCCCCCUUCAGCGCUUCCGACCCUCACGCCCGUUUCCUAAACGCAUCAUGCCUGGAUCUACUAUUAAUCGAACUUGUACCUAUGGCGGAACGAAUAGUACAAGAACUCGAGCUCGGAGAAAAGGACUCCCCAGUCAAGCAAGGCGAGGCACUAGAUAUAAAAAAUAAGGAAAGAGAGAAAGAAAAAGAGAAGGACAGCAAGUCAUCUGUGGCCGUUAUGGAUGACGAAGAGUAUCGCGAGUCUAUAUAUUUUAGACUAGAGUCAUUGGGAUAUAGAGUCGGUCUGGGGUUGGGAGAAAGAUUCUCCAGGGAUAGACCCCGGUUUGCUGAUAAUCUCGAUGUGAUUAAAUUUUUAUGUAAAGAUCUUUGGACAAUUUUGUUCAGGAAACAGGUGGAUAACCUGAAGACAAAUCAUAGGGGAGUAUAUGUUUUAACCGAUAAUGCUUUCCGGCCAUUUAUCCGCAUGAGCAUGUCUGUUAGAAGUGAGGCAGUUAUGCGUGCACAGACAGUACGGGAUACCUCACUUAAAAGCCCCCGUUUUACCCUUUCGUUAAUUGAUGCAAGCUAACGUCGACUGAAGUAUCUUUGGUUCCCUUGCGGUAUAAUCCGCGGCACCCUUGCAAGCGUGGGGAUUGAGGCUACGGUCCAGGCUGAAAGCUCAGAUCUCCCGCUAGCUACCUUUCAGAUCAAGACUAUCAAUAGCACAGUUACUGCCAAUGCUGGUGGCUCUGGUACACCGGUAGUAACUUGACGGGUUUAUGCUAGUAAAUGCAUUUGCUUAUAUACCUACCAGGCAAGGCGUAUCUCUCGUGUAUUUGUUUCGUUAUCUUCUCUAUGCUGUACAGAUACCCCUACAAUAUACUAUUUUUCCUUGGUGUUCUCCUUUUGACCUGAAAAUUAGUCUCAUUCACCUCGAAUGGCAGAGAGUUAC
Molecule: messenger RNA, 951 nt
Organism: Trichophyton rubrum CBS 118892
Lineage: Eukaryota; Fungi; Ascomycota; Eurotiomycetes; Onygenales; Arthrodermataceae
Exons: 3
Coding region: 1-588 (195 amino acids)
Biological process (GO): endoplasmic reticulum to Golgi vesicle-mediated transport; regulation of GTPase activity
Cellular component (GO): trans-Golgi network; cis-Golgi network; TRAPP complex
Source: RefSeq, a predicted model, not a curated record